AAUGAAUCGGCCUGCAUCGUAAAGUUACCAACUUGCAGCAUAACAUGGGGUGUAAGCUUCGCGACAGCAUAUUUCCAGGUGACUUGCCUCUUGGCCAGCAAGCUCAAUUGCGCUUUUAUGCGACCCGCCCAAUCAUGCUCUGGCGGCUCCCGCAAAAUGCGGGCUACGCUAAAGCUGCAGUUGUCGCGGCAUCCAGAAAAAGCGGCGCCUCUGGGGCAGUCAUGCUUGGCAUUUAGCGAUCAUCGACGAAUUUCCCACCAAUGGAGCACGCAGCGUCGCCGAUGGGGUGGACUGACUAGCCAUCCCACGAGGCCCAAAUGCCGGGAUUCACUGACUAUGACUAUCCAUGUCAGUCAUGGCCAUGGAGUUGAGGACACUACUCGGUGGAUGCUGCAAGCUAUAAAGGUGCUUGUCCCAGUGCCCUGCUCAGCCAUUACCUCGUGCUGUUGCUAUUCCUAUAUCCCCAUACUCCAAAAACACUAUCUCACAAACAAACCCGUACUACACUCCCAUCAUGCAACUCAACUCCAUCCUCCUUGCCCUCUCUGCCGCCACCGUCGCCAUCGCCGGCUCUCCUGUCGGAGGCGGCAAGUGGGCGGAGGACUUCCCCGGCCACAACGACCAGCACUGCGCCGGCGGCAGCGUCAGCGGAAACACCUUCAAGAUCCCCAAGGAGGCUGAUGGCAGCCACAGCGGCUCUGGCUGCUCCAACGGCCACCUUCGCGCCGAGCGCCGCUUCGACGACUACAGCUCCGGCACCCACCAGUUUGGCGGCAGCUUCAAGAUCAACUCCAUGUCGGGCGACAAGAUCUCCAUCAAGCAGACCUUCCACGGCUCGGACGGCCCCUUCUUCAUCAUGGGUGUCCAGAAGAACGGCCGCCUCUACAGCGUUGAGGGCGGUGCCGAAAUUGCCCCUGCUGGUACUGCCGAUGUUGGCAAGUCCGUCCGUAUCAACACCGUCCACAACACCUCCACCAAGAAGUUCAAGGUCUACGUCAACGGCAAGGAGGCCUACAGCGAGGAUGCUCCUGGUGGCACUUUCUACGACAAGAUUGGUGCUUACACCACCAACAGUGGCUCUGGUGCCAUGAGCAUCACCUGGAGCGACGUCCAGUUCUGGCACAGCACCAAGUAAAGAGACUGCCGUGACAGAAUGCAAAAAAGGAAAAACGUACAUACAAAGAGGCUGGUAGUUGCACAGAAUAUAGAGCUUCGUAGUAUAUAGACACAAGAAGUAAAUAUAACAACCGGCAAUGAGACAUG
[Torrubiella] hemipterigena is the source of this 1263-nucleotide messenger RNA. The record is from the annotation of a GenBank genome assembly. Lineage: Eukaryota; Fungi; Ascomycota; Sordariomycetes; Hypocreales; Clavicipitaceae.